Mycena indigotica is the source of this 1236-nucleotide messenger RNA. Its product is annotated as TPT domain-containing protein. Lineage: Eukaryota; Fungi; Basidiomycota; Agaricomycetes; Agaricales; Mycenaceae. Gene Ontology annotation, cellular component: Golgi apparatus. The transcript has 6 exons. The record is from RefSeq and is a predicted model, not a curated record. Gene Ontology annotation, molecular function: antiporter activity. Gene Ontology annotation, biological process: protein O-linked glycosylation via fucose; GDP-fucose import into Golgi lumen. The coding region runs from base 1 to 1236 and encodes 411 amino acids.
AUGCAAAGUCAACCAGAAUCAUCGCCAGCAGAGGUAGCUGCGGUUGUCGUUUUCUAUAUAGUCGCUGCUCUCAUAAUGGUCUUCGUCAAUAAAGCAGUCCUCAAUCACACUCCAGACCUGCCAUUUACCUUCCUUUGGGUCCAAACAUCCGUUGCUGUUGGCUUGCUUCGAAUCUUAGCCUUCCUCAAUACCACUCGACUUGCAUCUCAUAUGCCCCAAUUCAAGCUUCCGAUGUUCAAUAUUGUCACAUUCCAGGCUUUACUCCCGUACCUCAUAAUGGGUGUUUCGGGGCUGAUAUUCAACACUCUCUGCCUUGCUGGUGUCGACGCCGCGUUUUUCCAGAUUGCACGAGGACUAUUGCUUCCUUUUACAAUUGGCCUUUCUGCUCUGCAACUUCACGCACGACCGAGCUCUCAAAUACUUCUCGCAGCCGGAAUUGUCUCUGUUGGAUUUCUUAUCGGCAGCACCCCGACAUUCUACUACAAUGUCACCUCGUCGUUGACUUCUGGUGGUCGUAUUUCGCAUGAGUCCGCGAUGGGACUGGUUUAUGGGAUCAUUUCCUCCUUUAUCCUUUCGGUGCAUGCAGUUCUGAAAAAAUCAGCUCUCGGACAUGUUGACCAGUCGGUGAUCACGCUUUCGUACUGUGGCAAUCUCUUCAUGACAACCUUACUCGUCCCUUGCAUUAUACUUCAUGGAGAGCUCUCUGUGAUUCACAAGAAGUUCGACACUGAGUCAACCACCUAUUGGACACCAUUCAUCAUUGGAUCGUUAGUCACGGGGGUGUUUGGGUUUCUACUCGGAAUCUCGCAUUCUCUCUCGAUCAAAGUCACCUCUCCGAUAACGCAUAUGUUCUCAUCGGCUGCGAAAGGCGUCAUACAAACUCUGCUUGGCAUAUGGAUCUUUGGGGACAUCAUGACUUUAUCGCGCGUCUUCUCCAUCACUAUAAUCACAAGCGGGACCGUAUAUUUUACAUUUCUGCAAACCCGAGCCAAGCCCAAGCAUCGUCUUCCCAAGGCAAAUGUCAAGCAGGAUAUCGAGAGUCAAGCGCUGUUGGACCCUUCUGACCUGAGCGAGGAAAAGAAACAAAUAUUCGAAGGGAAGCCCGGUCCAGGAUGGGUUGUACGUUCUGAGCACGAGGAACAUGUUGAGCUCGAUGUUCUAAGGCAGAAAUCAGAGAAGGCCGAAAACGGUCCCGUUGCAUUGAAUGGUUUUGCACUAGGCAACAUCAAGAGUUGA